AGAAGUUGCCGUCGUCGGCAGUUGGAAAGCAGACUUUUCAUCGUCAGGACGCCUUCGCGGCGCGUUGAUCUCUCGCGGUAGUGCCAACUUCGAACAGUUGAAAAAAUAUAUUUUAAACUGAUUUUGCUUUAUCAAAAAGUGGCCAGUGUUAUAACAUUUGAGUGCUUCGUUGGAUUGGAUACCAAUUCGGACACCGGGAUUGUUGAUUAAAUAAUAGUUCAAAUAAUGCACUCGCUAUAAGACAAUGGAUCCUCUCACGUGGUUGUCGCUGGGGCUGCAGUUAGCGGCUCUGUGCUCCAUCGUCGGCGCACUGUUGUUGUAUCUCCUGAGGAAGGUACGCGUGGCUGAAGUGCUGCCCGUUGAAAGCGCGAAGACUGUGCUCGUCACUUCUGUUGACUCCGCACUCGGAUUGCAGAUUGCAACCUACCUAAGCGGUAAAGGAUGGCGUGUAAUAGCCGGCUGUCGUCCCGGAGGCUUGGGGGCACGCUUGGCAGAGUCCUGGCUGCAAGCUCACGUGGCGGCCACGCCUGAGGACCAGCCGCCGCCGAGGCUGGCGACUUUAGAACUGGAUGUGGCAAGGGAAGACUUGUUGGAGGAAGCGGCGCGGGCGACGGCACAGCAUUUACCGGCUGGCGAACAUGGUGUAUGGGCAGUCAUCAACACUGCGGGGAGCAGCGGUCGCGGCGGCGCAACUUGUUGGGAGAGCGCGCUGAAGAGCAACGUGCUCGGAGCGCUGCGGGUCGCCCGAUCCUUCUCGCCGAUGCUGGCCGCGGCUGCCUCCGACCAUCCCUAUGCUGGACGACUAUUUUACAUUGGACUCACAUCAGAUACCGCAUGCGAUAGCCUUAGCCGGCCAGACGCGGAAAGCGAAGGCAGUGCAGGCGCGGCCGCGGUUCGGUGGGGGACGUGGGGAGCGGCGCGAGCGUUGCGCGCCUCGCUGCGAGCGCGAAGACUUCAUGUAGUAUUGCUGCAUGCGCCGGACCUGUCUGCUGCAGAGAUAUACGCUCCGCCCGUGCAACUCACACCGCCUAGCCAGCCGUCCAGUCGACCAGAAACCCCAAGUUCAGAAGUGAGCUCAUCAUCCACCGCCACAUGCGCAGUGACCAUGCCCGGAGAAGCAGCUGAAUACAGUGCAAAGGUGUUGCCCACAAGCGCUUUAAAGGUCUUAGAGGAAGCUCUGACGUCACCCUCGCCGAGAGACUCCUACUAUUUGAAGAUUAAGCAAGAUUCUUGGUUUACGCGAAUGCCCUCUUUGAGAGCUCAUUAAUUUUCGAUUACACUUUUUUAUUGCUAUUGCUAAAGUUGGAAGUUUUUCUGAAUCACAGUUUAGGUAAAACCAUUUUCAACGUGUUCAAGACAAGUCAAAUUAUUAUUGGGUAUUUAAAAGUAUCUCCUGUAAAUAAUGUAAUAUUAAUGUUAAGUCAAUAUUGAUUUGUUUAUCCGUGUACGUAAUCGAAACUUAAUGAUAUUAAAUAGUAAUCUCUAUUUUUUAACUGUUGAAAGAAAAGAAAGUUAUCAUAUAGUGGACAAAAUGCUUUAAUUCUAAAUGCCACACUGAUGAUAAGAAUUGUAAUUUUUCCAUACUCCAUACCUACUUAUAUCUAUUUAUAAAUGCGAAAGUGUCUGUCUGCUAGCUUUUCACGGCCCAACAGUUUAACCGAUUUUGAUGAAAGGUACAGAGUUAGCUUAUAUCCCGGGGAAGGACAUAAGCUAGGUACUUUUUAUCCCAGAAAAUCAAAAGUUCCCACAGGAUUUUUAAAAACCUAAAUCCAGGCGGACGAAGUCGCGGCCAUCAUCUACCAAAAUACAUUUAUCCAAAGAGACACAUACACACUUAACAGGAAUAACUAAGUUAUGCACAUUUUCAUUUGAAUUUUUUAUUGCUAUAUUAUAAAUGUUUAUGUAUUUUGAAGUAUAUUCUAUUAUUUAAGGUAAGUAUCUCGACCUACUGAUCCCUUAUCGAAGGCACGGGAUAGUAGACGUGUCAAAUUCUGUGUACUGAUUUGUUUAGAUCAAAUCAAGUCUUUGUAAAGUCAGUACUGUUCGACUUGACGAUUGUGAUGGAAUGAUCACAUCACGAUUUCAUAUCAACUUUUGCUUUAAGCUAUCGAUUGUUUUCGAAUCACAUAUAGUGCCAAUUAUCUACAUUGGUUUAUUAGAAAGUUACUGAAGGAUAUAAGGCGAAGCGAUAAGGCGAAGAGAUGAGACACAGUCAUUGAUAGAUGAAGAUAACGAUGGACUGAAAGAUUAUUAUUAUCUAAUGCUGAAAGCAUUUGGCACGACUAGUAGUUUUUUUAAAUACUAGCUCUGCCUAUAGAUACUUGGUAGCUUUUCCUAAUAAUCUAAGAAGAUAUUGUACCUAACCGAGCUCAAUUAAAAAUAUAUUGUAAAUGACUACUUAAAAAAUAUUAUAACAGUCUCAUUUCUUCGUUGAAUCUUGAGUGCCUUCACCAGUGACAUAAUAUUUUAUAUCAGUUAUGUUUAUAGGUUUCAUUAACUUGUGUGCGUUUGUAACGGUUGGUGGCAUUAAUAUUAACAGUUAAUGAUCAACUUAAUAAACACUCGUGUAAAUAAUGUUUGUGUUAAUAAAACAUUUCUCGUAUUA
Maniola jurtina (meadow brown) is the source of this 2605-nucleotide messenger RNA. RefSeq lists its product as uncharacterized. The coding region runs from base 245 to 1267 and encodes 340 amino acids. The transcript is spliced from 6 exons. NCBI's taxonomy places the organism in Eukaryota, Metazoa, Arthropoda, Insecta, Lepidoptera, Nymphalidae. The record is from RefSeq and is a predicted model, not a curated record.